Molecule: messenger RNA, 1116 nt
Organism: Arabidopsis thaliana (thale cress)
Lineage: Eukaryota; Viridiplantae; Streptophyta; Magnoliopsida; Brassicales; Brassicaceae
Gene: XRCC4
Product: DNA ligase IV-binding protein
Exons: 6
Coding region: 40-834 (264 amino acids)
Biological process (GO): double-strand break repair; DNA recombination; double-strand break repair via nonhomologous end joining
Cellular component (GO): nucleus
Molecular function (GO): DNA binding; ATP binding
Source: RefSeq, marked reviewed
UCCACGUAAGCAAAACCAAAACAAAUUAUAGACAUUAUUAUGAUCGGAGUUGACUCAAAAUCUUCGUCGACGACUUUUAUCGAAACAAUGGUUGAAUCGGAGAAAACGAAACACACUUGUCUCCGUCUCGAAAUCUCCGGCGCCGAUCCAAUUUUCGUCAAAGGCACUUGGCAUAAUUCUCGUUUCGAUAUCUCCGUCACCGAUGGUUCCUCCUCUUGGAUUUGCAAUGCGACGGAGGAGGAAGUGGCGGAGAGAGCAGCACAAUGGGACCAGCCUGUGUCAGAGUAUUUAAAGCUCGCCGAGCAAUACUUAGGGUUUCAACAACCUAAUUCGGUCUAUAGUUUCUCCGAUGCUCUAGAGGGAUCUAAACGGCUCUCUUGGACGUUUGAGAAGGAAGGGACUAAACUUGAGUGGAGGUGGAAAUGUAAACCAUCAGAUGAUAGCAAGAAGAUCACUGUUGGGAUCUUGGAUUUUCUUAUGGAGGCUAACAUAAGGCUAAGUGAAGAAGUGGUGAACAAGACGAGAUCUUUUGAGAAGAUGAGAAGUGAAGCUGAGAGAUGUCUAGCGCAAGGUGAAAAACUCUGUGACGAAAAAACAGAGUUUGAGAGUGCAACUUAUGCAAAGUUUCUUUCUGUUUUAAAUGCAAAGAAGGCAAAACUGAGAGCACUAAGGGACAAAGAAGAUUCAGUGAGAGUAGUUGAGGAGGAAGAGUCGACAGACAAAGCUGAAAGCUUUGAGAGUGGAAGAAGUGAUGAUGAGAAGAGCGAGGAAGAAGCCUCAAAAAAGGCAACAAGCAGCAAAGCCCGUGGCGGGAAGAGAGCUGCACGAAGCUAAGAGAUUGCCCUGCCGUGAGAUUUUCAGGAAUACAUUUGUAAUCCUGGUAGGUGAAUCGGUGGAGCUUCUUUCCCUAGACGGGCAGAUAUAUUAGUUCAGCAGCUGGAGAAUCUCGGCACUCACCUUAAUCCGCGGCUUCAGAUUCUUCCUCAUCGAACCACCAAGAAAAUGAUGCCAUCUUCAUCCUCAAAAUGUUGAGACUUGCUUUGUCAAUGUUUUUUUGAUAGAGCAUAAGAAUUGUUAGAGUACUGAUCAAACUUGCUUAUUUGGUAUCAAUACUCU